Molecule: messenger RNA, 1271 nt
Organism: Acanthopagrus latus (yellowfin seabream)
Lineage: Eukaryota; Metazoa; Chordata; Actinopteri; Spariformes; Sparidae
Gene: prtfdc1b
Product: phosphoribosyl transferase domain containing 1b
Exons: 9
Coding region: 130-807 (225 amino acids)
Biological process (GO): guanine salvage; GMP salvage; IMP salvage
Molecular function (GO): hypoxanthine phosphoribosyltransferase activity; magnesium ion binding
Source: RefSeq, a predicted model, not a curated record
GAUGCUCCUCCUCCUCCUCCACCUCCGCCUCCCUCUCUCCUCUCGGUGCCUGUGAUUCCCCAGAAAAGCUGCACCACCACUUUCCCACCAAGACAAGAGCCUGCUUGUGUCGGCGGAAAAACAACCAACAUGGCAGACGUCGCCGUCCAACCUGACGGGAGAAGCGGCGGGAUUGUGAUUGAGGAUGACUGGCCGGGCUACAGUUUAGACCUCUUCAGCUACCCGGCUCACUACUCCGGAGAUCUAGACUGCGUGUUCAUCCCUCAUGGCGUCAUUAUGGACAGGACGGAGCGUCUGGCCCGAAACAUCAUGGACGACCUGGGGGACCAUGACAUCGUGGUGCUGUGCGUGCUGAAAGGAGGCUACCAGUUCUGUGCCGACCUGGUGGACAGGAUCAAGGCUCUGAGCCGCAACUCCAACCGCACGAUCCCCAUGAGGGUCCACUUCAUCCGUCUCAAGAGCUACCUGAACGACCAGUCGACGGAGGAUCUCCACAUACUCGGAGCGGAGGAUUUAUCUUUUUUAGCUGGAAAGAACGUACUGAUUGUGGAGGCUAUUGUUGGCACCGGAAAGACAAUGAAGACUCUACUGAAGCAUGUCGAAGCCUUCGGGCCCAAAAUGAUCAAAGUAGCAGGACUGCUGGUGAAGAGGGUACCUCAUAACUGGGCAUGCCUCCCUGAUUAUGUUGGCUUUGAGAUACCCAAUCGCUUUGUGGUUGGCUAUGCCUUAGACUACAAUGAGUAUUUUAGAGACCUAAAUCAUAUCUGUGUGAUCAGUGAAAAUGGGAAGAUGAAAUACAAGAUUUAAAGAAAAAAAAAAAAUCCCCACAGGAUUGCGAAAGAGGUGACUGUUACACAGAUGUCAUCUGACGGAAAGCCUGAACAUUUUCCCCGAGAUGCCGUUCACUUACAGCUGCUAUCGUGACAUUUAAUCCCAAGCAUCUCCUGUUUUGUUACGACAUUCCUUUCUAUGAAACGUUGAUCUGUUUCUAACAAUAGGAACUGACAUUAAACUGUUAAUUUUUAGCCAGCGCCAUCGUUUUGAAGUUGUAAUCUUACUUACAGAUCUAAUUCACUUGGAAGAGGUCUCAUGCGUCUGUUGGUGGUUUGACUCUAACUCAUACACCGUCUCAGUUUUACUUCCUCUUUUAUGCAACGUUGAUAACUUGAUAAUCAUGACCUGUAUGAAUGUGAUUUUUAAGUCAGUCUGUGAUGAGGGAGCAACUAAAAGGGAGCUGUUUUUUUGUUUAUUAAAUUAGUGUUAGAAGUUUA